Messenger RNA from Somion occarium, 959 nucleotides. NCBI's taxonomy places the organism in Eukaryota, Fungi, Basidiomycota, Agaricomycetes, Polyporales, Cerrenaceae. The record is from the annotation of a GenBank genome assembly.
GUCUCUCAACGAUGGGUUGCAAGGAGUCACCGCCACUUAUUCCGCACCCUCACUGUCAUCGCGCCGACGGUGUCUUCUAACAUCUCGACACUGCACCAUUAUGAUGUGACAGAGUUCCUCACCUUCCUCCGGAACACCCCUGGUGUUCGACACUAUCUUCAUGACCUCACUAUUCGUCCAAGGCGUGACAGACUUCUCCUGCAGCAAACCGGAAUCUCAAUUACACAAAUCUUUCAGAUUCGUUACCUCGCACCCAAUCUAAGCCACCUAUCGUUACUCCAAGUGACGCUGCUGCCGCAAACGGAUUACAUGGGUGGACAGCUCUUCUCGCUGCCAUCACCCUCCUCGUCUCGCCUAUCGCGCUUGACACUGGAAGAUGUCAACGGCGAUCUCGACAUCGAUCUACUCUUCUCUCCCGUGAUCGACUUGAUAGAAUUUUUUGGUUCCAUUGACACGCUCUGCAUCGAUGGAUGGAUCCCUCAGAGGGUACCUUCUUAUUUGGCAAAAGGUCCGGCGAAGGUUCGCAUAUCGUCCGUCAUCAUUAGGCGUGCAGAUCACUUGGAGUCUCUGGGAAGGAUACUGGCGGCGGCGGCGGUCGAUGUGGCCGCCAUCACUCGAAUAAAAUUCGUAAUCCUAAGCCUACGCUCUUUUGAAGCAUAUAAUUCUUCAAAGCGUUGAAUGCCCAAAGCAUUCACGAGAUCGAAGUCGGUCUAGAUGGUUUACCGAUCGAUGCCUUCUUCAUGGCACAACCUCACUUGAUGUUGUCAAGCUCUACCUCGAUUCGGUCCAUCGCUCUACGCAUUCGCAUUUAUGCAUACGUGGCGAGUUCUUCCGAGUCAUGCCAGUGGGCAUUCGCCUGCCGUAUGCUCUCGACAGCUCCACUCCAAACUCUUUCAAAAGUGACAAUACAUUUUGAAGUAGUAUACGCGGAAUGGAUGAAAAAUAUCACACUUACAUUG